UUUUUUUAAAAUUAUUAUUCUAAGGCGCUCCUAAUCAGCCAUCUCAGUAACCAGUAACUGUCUAACUGUUACAUUAUGGCAGAGAAUCAGAGUGUAAGCGCAUUUCCUCUGCCUCCUAGCAAAUAUGUCAAUCUGUACACAGAUGAAAAUGUCAAGAGAGGCAGGGCACCACUUCCACCUCCGCCCAUUCAGGACACAUAUACCAUGUUUGGAGCACAGUUUAAUGCAGAGGAUGCUAUUAUUAGACCUUUGGAAUCUCAAGGAUUUCGACGUCUUCAUCCCCAGAAUUAUGAUCACAAAAGAGAGCUUAAGAAGCUAAAUCAAUCCAUUCUGGUGAAUUUUCUGGAUUUGAUUGACAUUCUGAUAAAAGCCCCUGACUCAUCAAAGCGUACUGAAAAGCUUGAGGAUCUGAACCUACUGUUUAUCCACAUGCAUCACCUAAUUAACGAGUUCCGACCUCAUCAAGCCCGAGAAACACUCCGUGUCAUGAUGGAGAGGCAGAAGAAAGAGAGAUCACAAAUAUCCAAAAACUUUGAGACUCAUUUAAACAAAGUGAAGGAACUGAUUCAGACUAGUUUACAAAGUUUGCCAGAGGAUUUCAGCUUUGAUUCCAAAAGCUUGGUGAAAACAGAACUUUUGCAAGCCUCCCAGCAACACAAUGGUUAUGAUGCAGAGUCUGAACCUUGUGACCAGCUGGACAGAAUGAUGUGUGACAUUGUAGAUGGGAUGGGAUAAAACUGAAGACAGUGUUCAUAAAUUAAUGAGAGGAUUGAUAACUGUCAUUAGUAAUGAAUAGUAGUAAAUGAGUUUUGUCAAUCUAAAACUUACAGCCAUGAAACAGAUUUGCAUUUCUUCAUGCUUGAUAGCUUGUCCAUGUUUUAAUGUAUGCACUAGUGAAUCAGAAUUUGUAAAAAAAAAAAAAAAAUAAAAAAA
Messenger RNA from Saccostrea cuccullata (small rock oyster), 933 nucleotides. RefSeq names its product mediator of RNA polymerase II transcription subunit 7-like. Gene Ontology annotation, cellular component: mediator complex; core mediator complex. The transcript has 3 exons. NCBI's taxonomy places the organism in Eukaryota, Metazoa, Mollusca, Bivalvia, Ostreida, Ostreidae. Gene Ontology annotation, molecular function: transcription coregulator activity. Gene Ontology annotation, biological process: regulation of transcription by RNA polymerase II. The record is from RefSeq and is a predicted model, not a curated record. Bases 76 to 735 code for a protein of 219 amino acids.